AUGCCAGCCAACCAGUCAGCACGACACCAAAAACGAUCCCGGCUCAGUGAUGCGGCCUCCGAGAAGCCUGCUCGGCCCAACGAAGAGCGUUCCAAAAGACGCAGAGUCUCUGGGGGCAAUGGAAGCCCGAACUUUAAUACGGAAGAGCCAAUUGACGGGGCGGAGGACGCUUCCAAUAGCAAUGCCCAGACACAAGACGUGGACAUGCAAAAAAGGCCCGCGCCGUGGUCAUUCUCUCGUCCUGUUGGCGGGAGAUACAACAACUUGGAUCCAAUCUUGACUGACGAUGAGGCAUAUCUCCUAGUCUGUCUCGACACUGCCAUUCAAGUGUUCGCAACCGCUACCUCGCGCCUGUCGCGCACUUUGCAAAUGGAAGCUGGCCAAAGGAUCAUUGGGUUUAGCAUCUGCCCAGAAGACCAAGAAAACUUAUUUGUUUUCACAUCUUCAGGUUCUAUCAGCAAGUGGAACUGGAGCUCCGGGAAACGCAUUUCUCGCUGGGAAACCACCUCGACAACCGUUUCAACGAGCUUGGCUUCCAUUGAAAAGGAAGGAAACAAAACUACUAUCUCCUUUUCUAUCACAUCGCAAAAGGAUGGAAAAAGGCAGAUUUCUAUCAGUACGCUGGGAGACAAGAAGAUCCAAGGCACCAACGUCCUCGAAACUAGCCAGAGGCUCAAUACCAUCAAGGUCAUUCAUGACGGCCGUGUUAUCGUUGCCAGUGAUGGACAGCGCCUGUUCAUGGGUACCACAACCAGCGCAGAGCUCAGAAAUCUUGAGACUGUUCAGUACAGCUGGCGCGAGGCCACCCUUCCCGUCAAUGCUACUUGCUUUGAUAUCCGAGGCUCAGACUCGAUCGACCUGGCAGUAGGAGAGAGUGGUGGUUCCAUUCUGAUCUACCAGAAUGUUUUGAACACCCUCUUUGGCAAAGAAACUAGCGAUAAGAAGUCUUCCCCCAGGAAGUUGCACUGGCACCGAGGAUCUGUCAACACUGUACGUUGGUCCAAAGAUGGUAAUUAUAUUAUCUCGGGUGGCCAAGAAUCAGUCAUGGUCCUUUGGCAAUUAGACACAGGCCGGAAGCAAUUCCUCCCUCAUCUUUCUUCACCUAUCUGCAACAUUGUCGUCUCUACUAGUGGUAGCUCUUAUGUGAUUAAACUGGCCGAUAACUCGGUCAUGGUUAUGUCGACGAGAGAACUGCAGCCCCUCGCCACUAUCACCGGAUUGCAGCUAUGCCCAGACAUGGGAGGCCGUGCGGAACCCCCAAAGAGCUCUGUUGUGGCGAAGUUGCACCCGCAGCAACCAGAGCGACUAAUUGUGGCUGUACCAGCUUCCCACCAGCUUACUCAAAAUCAACAUGGCUCUCAGCCUGCAAACGCGGCUGUGCUUCAGACAUAUGACAUCCGUGCCAACUCCCACAUCUCCCGUCAAGCUCUUGCACGAACCAAUGCGACCACUUUGAGCGUCAGCCCAGAGGGGUCCCAGAUUGUCGCACCCGAUGUCAAACAUUUGGAUAUUGUGCAUGAUGCAAAAUGGCUGGCUACCGUUGACUCUUGGGUCCCACACGCUAAAGAUGUGGAGGCGCUUGACCGCAGCUCCCCGAAAUCGAUUGCUGCUCUUCGUCCGGAGAUUUUCUUGAAGUUUUGGAAGUGGGAUGCUUCAUCUGAUACAUGGGAACUUGUUACACGUAUUGACAGUCCUCAUUUCGCCGAGAACCACCAAUCGACCGUCCUUGGUUUGGUAUCCCGCCCCAGUGCUCACGAGUUUGCAACCCUAGGAUCGGACUCUGUUCUUCGUUUCUGGUGUCCAACUGCUAAGUAUCGCAGCGGUCUGAAGGCUAAAGAUCAACCGGAGCAGAGUACUUGGAAGUGUCGAGGUCUUGUUGACCUGAAGGGAUGUUUAGACAACGCCCAAGCUUCGCCUCUGGACACAGCUAGCAUGAGCUUCUCCGAGGAUGGCUCAGUCCUGGCUGUCUGCCUGCCAUCGACCUCGGCUGCCAACGAUGGCCUUGUUCUUUUGAUCGACGCACGGAACUGUGCUGUGCACUACCGACGAACAGGUGUUUUUCUGGGCAAUCCUUGCUCGACAAGCUUCCUGGGAAGCCAUUUAUUUGUUGCUUCCACCCAUUCGGUUGCCGUUUGGGAUACCGUUGACGACAUUGUCAAGACCAUCCAGUCCUCAGGCUCUGUUGAUUUGCCGGGCGCGGGCAACUCACAGCUGAUUGCUGUGAAUGCCAGAACCAAGUCAUUGGCAAUUGCCACACGUGGCUCAAAACGUGGCAAGAACCGAUUCCAAAUCAAUAUUUAUGAUGUCCCGUCAUUCGAAGUUGUCUUCCAAGAGACCCUCAAGAUCUCCCCAGUUGCGCUACUCUCGGAUUCUUAUUCAGGUGACUAUAUUGUCAUUGACAGCGCAGUGGGUGUGCAACGACUUGGCUGUAUGGACAAGUCAUCCCAGAAGAGCCAGAACAACCAGUCUCGCGAUGUGACCGGACAAAUUGACAGUGGGCUUGCGAGUCUCUUCACUCGGGGACAAGAGAGGCUUCCUGCUCAGAAUGACGAAGACACCGAUUCGUCUGCUCAAGCCAAGGGAUUGGCCAGUGUCUUCGGUGAUACUCCUGCUUACUCUUUGCCUGCUAUUGGUGUUCUUUUCAGGAAUGUGGUUCAAACUUUGGGCUCUACCUGA
Messenger RNA from Penicillium canescens, 2676 nucleotides. RefSeq names its product WD repeat protein. The transcript is spliced from 3 exons. Lineage: Eukaryota; Fungi; Ascomycota; Eurotiomycetes; Eurotiales; Aspergillaceae. Gene Ontology annotation, biological process: positive regulation of transcription by RNA polymerase I; positive regulation of rRNA processing. Gene Ontology annotation, molecular function: protein binding; RNA binding. Gene Ontology annotation, cellular component: nucleolus. Bases 1 to 2676 code for a protein of 891 amino acids. The record is from RefSeq and is a predicted model, not a curated record.